AUGAUACUUAUUUUAUUAAUUUUUUCUUUUGUAAUAUCUACUUUUGAAUAUAAAAUUUUAGUAUUCAAUCUUUUAUUUGCUAAAAGUCAUGUAAAUUAUAUGAAUAAUUUAGGUGAUUUAUUACAAGAAGGAGGUCAUAAUGUUACAAUUUUAAGAGUUCCUAUGAAUCCAGAUGUUGAAGGUAGUAGGACAAAAAUAGCAAACGAAAUUGAAUCAAAAUAUAGAAAUAAAGAGAUUGAUGAAAAAGCAAAAAUAAUGAAAAUAGUUGAAAAAGGUUCUUGGAUAAGUAGAAAUUCAGAAAAUCCAUUUAAUUUUGCUUUUGAAUUAUAUGAAGUUACAAAAUGGGGAACAAAAGCGUGUGAAUUUACUAUAAAUAAUUCAGAACUAAUGGAAGAAUUAAUAAAUGAAAAAUUUGACCUUGGUAUUGUAGAAGCAUUUUUUCCUUGUGGAUUAGGAGUUUUAAAGCAUAUUAAUAUAACAAAACAUAUUUCUGUUAUGUCAGGAGCGUUAUUUGAUCCUUUUUAUUCUAGAUUUGGAUUAUCAUUUUAUACUAUGCAAAUACCAUCAAUUGCUUCACCUUUUACACCUCAAAUGUCGUAUAAAGAAAGAUUUUAUAAUUUUUUUGCUUAUAUUACUUUAGAAAUAACUUAUUAUAAUCAUAUAAGUGCUGGAAAUAAUAUGUUUUCAAAAUAUACAAAAACAAGUAAUAUUGAUCUUGAUAAAGAAUUAAUUUCAUCUGCUUUUUUUGUAUCUAAUGAUGAUCCAAUUGUUAGUUACAGCACACCACAAUGUCCUAAAAUACUUCGAUUAGGAGGUUUAUUAAUUGGAAAACCAAAACCAUUAAAUAAUGAAUUUGAUAAAUUAUUAAAUAUACGAGAAAAAAAUGUUAUUAUUUCAUUUGGAUCAAUAGCUAAAAGUUGUUUAAUGACAGAUGAAAUGAAAUUAGGAAUGGUUAAAAUAUUUAAAAGUUUUCCAAAUAUAACAUUUAUAUGGAAAUAUGAAGAAGAUAGACCUGAUAUUCUUAAUGGUAUUGAAAAUGUUGUAACAAGUAAAUGGAUACCACAAGUUGAUCUUUUAAAUGAUCCUAGAGUGUCAUUAUUUGUAACUCAUGGUGGUAUGAACACAUUGAAUGAAGUAGCAUAUUUUGGUGUACCAGUAUUAACAAUACCAUUGUUUGGUGAUCAACCACGUAAUGCAAAGAUGUAUGAAUUUGCUCAAAUUGGUAAAUCAAUUGAUAAAAAAGAUUUAGUAGAAAAUAAUGAUUUAAUUAUCUCGUUAUUUAAAGAACUUUUAGAAGAUCCUAAAUACAAAGAAAAUGCAAUAAAAAUAUCAACUUAUAUUAAAAAUAGACCAUAUGAUCUAAAGGAAGUUUUCUUAAAGCAUAUUGAUUUUGCUGCUAAAUUUGGUAAUGUUCAACAAUUAGGAGUUUAUAAUGAAAAUAUGCCAUUUUGGAAAUACUUGAUGCUCGAUGUUAUAGCUGGAAUAAUUUUAAUAAUUAUUUUAUCUAUAAGUGUUUUAUAUAGAAUGUUUUGUACAAUGAAAUUUAUGUUUACUUAUGCAAAAGCACAUGAAAAAGUAGAAUAA
Messenger RNA from Strongyloides ratti, 1584 nucleotides. RefSeq names its product UDP-glucuronosyl/UDP-glucosyltransferase family-containing protein. NCBI's taxonomy places the organism in Eukaryota, Metazoa, Nematoda, Chromadorea, Rhabditida, Strongyloididae. The record is from RefSeq and is a predicted model, not a curated record. Gene Ontology annotation, molecular function: UDP-glycosyltransferase activity. The transcript is spliced from 3 exons. The coding region runs from base 1 to 1584 and encodes 527 amino acids.